AUGUUAAACGAAUUAAUCCAGCUAUUUUGUAGCAAUGGUACUCAUUCUAGUGAAUUGUAUUAUAAUGCUACAUUACAAUUAAAUGAGUUUUUAGAUAAGAGAGAGAUAGUAAGAUGCUUUCCAAGAGUGUCAGAAAACCUUGGAGAUCAAUUGGUAUAGGAUAUUAAUUGAUUAUUUAUAGCCAAAUCUAAGGAAAGCUUCUCAUUAGCUUUUUCAAGCAUAUAUUAGAGUAAAUGAAAGCUUUGAUGCAGUACUUUAAGCCAUGCUUAGUAAAGGCCUUGUUCAUCCAAAUGUAAGAAUGCUUUUGCUAUAUAAUAUAAGUGGCUAGUUAGAUAGAAGAAUAUUAAUUCCUUAUAGUCCCUAUUUUUAUCGGAAGGAUAGCAUUUAGAAACUGGUAGUAUAGUAGUUAAGAAUAUGGUUGAAAUAUUGUUAGGGAAGUUGUGCGAUUCUAACAUUGCAGUUUCUAAGGCUACAGAAUAAGUAUUUAUAUCAUAAUAUUUAUUAGACAUUAAUAUCUUUAAUAACUUUGAAUUCUUAUAAGUAAUGUCAUGCUUAAUUACCUUUUGGAGUACAAUCUUAAAUUGAACAUUUUGCAGAAUAAAUGAAGCAAUCCAAUUAGAUUAGACAUGAUUUAAGAUUAAGAGAACCAGCAUCUAAUGGAUUGCCAUUUGAUAAAUUAGAAGACUUAAAAGAUACUUAAUGGUAGAUGAGAGCUGAAGCUAUUUAAUCAAUUUAUGAAGAACUAUAAGAUAUAGUCUUAACUCCAUUAUAAGUAGAGGUCUUGUUUGAGCAUAUUGUUAAUUUAGUUAAUGAUCAUAACUUUAAUAUAGUGUUAACUACUUUAUAGAUAAUGCAAAAAUGCUUAUAGUUCAAUAUAGUGAAGAGUAGCAACAUAGUUAAUAUAUACACUAAGCUAGGGGAUUCAAAAUCAGCAAUAAGAACAGCAGUGAGAUAAGUGUUAGUGAUGUAUUUGUAAAAGAUUGGUGAUGGAGAAUUGCUAAUUGAAAUAUUGUAAUGGCCAAAUAAGAAUUAAUUUUACAGAGAGGAAUUGUUAGAUUUAUUGAUGGAUUUGGUGCAGAGAAAUAAGAUGCUGGUAACCUGAUUGUUCAAUAUGCAGCUUUAAUAAUACCUCGAGUCGGCCAUAAAAGAAGUGGCUCCUUUCCUCGAGGACCAGAAAUAGAAACUACGUUCUAAAGCCAUUGAAACCCUAAGUCAGUUGUCCACAAUAAAUUAAGCCUUGACCAAGCGAGUGUUCUCAUAAAUAGGUAUAACAGAAGAUCUUUUUAAUUAAAUUGAUGUAAGUACAGCUUCAUCAAAUAAAUCUGAGUUCCCUUAAUUAAGAUUUAAGAAGGAAUAGAGAGAAUAGAGAGAAUAGAGAGAAUAAAGGGAAUAGAGAGAAUAGAGGGAAUAAAGGGAAUAGAGAGAAUAAAGGGAAUAGAGAGAAUAGAGAGAAUAAUAAUAAUAAUAAUAAUAAUAAUAUACAUAAUCUUUACCAGAACCAAAAAAUUAAUAAUAAUUUGAUAUACCAAUAUUUGAAUCUUAAUAAUAAGGAUAUGUUCCAACAAUAAUUUCAUAACCUUAAAAAUAAUAAAGAAGUGCCUAAAAACCAGAAUCACAUCCUUAAUCUUCUAGUGUAGAAUUUAGACAUGUUUAAUAAUAAUAAGAAUAUAACUAACCUCCAGCAACUUAAUAAAGUAAACCAUUUCGAAUAGUUAAAAAUCCAUAAUAAGAUAUUCCAGAUCAAGAUACUGGUCUCACUUAUACUAAACCUUUCUAAAGAAAACCAAAAGGUGAAGCUGAUAAAACAUUUUAACCCAUUUAUUUAGAUUCUGUUACCCCAUUAGAUUAACCAGAAUAAAUACUAAAAACUUUAUUAAAUGAAUUAAGAUAUGAUGAUUGGAAUAGAUAAUUUGAAGCACUUAAUAAUCUCAGAAGAUUAGCUAAACAUAAUACUGAAUUACUUAAAAAAUAUAUCAAUUUUCCAUAAAUCUUAUAAGAAAUGGUUAAAUAAAUUGAAAAUCUAAGAAGUGGAGUUUCUAAAAAUGCCUUGAUAUCUCUAUAAGAACUUAGUGAUAUUUAUAAAAAAGAUUUGGAUUGUGUACUGGAUUAAGCAUUACAAAAACUAAUUAAAAAAGCUAUCGAUCUUAAUACUUUUAUUAGUGAAGAAGUCAGAAAAGCAACUAUCUCUUUGUUGUAAAAUUGUACUGAAUCUAAAUCUAUUUCACUCAUUUCUUAAGUUUAUUAAAGUAAAUCAAUUGCAGUUAAAGUUAACAUUUGUUAUGCAUUAAAUAACUUAAUAGAUCCCAAUAAAUUAUCUUUCGAAAAAAUGCUAUAAAUUCUCUGUCUUUAUGCUUGUGAUUAAGGUUAAGAGGUUAGAUAACUGGCAAAAGAAGGAUUAUUAAGUUUAAUCAACUUAAUAGAUAAAAGAGAAUUAGAAUCAUUGGUUAUUAAAUUAGCUCCUGAUGGAGAAUGUAAACGUAUUAUGACAAUUCUUAAUGGUGAAUCUACUACAACUUCAGAAUUUAGAAAGUUUGGUGGUUCUACAUUAACAAAAGAAGCAAGAACACCAGAAUUAAGAAAUAGAACACCAAAUGCUAAAAAAUUAUCAGCAGAUUUUGAAUAGAUGCCAAAUUAUAUGAAUCAAGCAGAAUUAGCCAAAGAUUGGAAAUAAAAGAAAGAAUCAAUCGAUUGGUUAUGUAAUUUUGCAAAAAAAGAAGCCUAAGCUUUAAAUGGUCAUAAAUAUUCAAAUAAAUUUUUGGAUUUACUUUGUAAAUUAAUUGAUGAUGGAAAUAAAAACAUUGCUUUAUAUACAUGUGAAUAAUUCAUUUAAUUAGUUGAACCACUAAAAGUAUAAUAUAUAUGUAAUAUAUAAUUAGUUACCUAUAUAAAAUAACUAUGUAAAUAUAUGGAAUGGCGUAUUCAAAGUAGUUUCAUCAACAAAUAAUUAAGUACGAUAAUCAGCUGAAUCAUUAUUUCAUGAACUUAUGAUACAUAUUGAUAUUCAAUACUCUUUACCUUAAAUAUAACAUCUAAUUUUGUAUGGUCCAGCCAAAUCUAAAGGCAUUGCCAUAACAAUGUUAGCAAGUAUAUCUUAAUAUUAAUUAAUAAAUAGAUUUUGUAUAAUAAUUUUAUGAUGAGCGACCUUAAUUAGUAGUGAAAUAUCUUGUGCCUUUAGCUAAAAAGUUACAAGAAGAAUAGAAACCAGAUAUAAAAAUAGCUUCUUAGAAAUUAUUUUAGGCAUUGGUUUCUAUAUGUCCAAACGAUGUUGCUCAUUUGAAGUUAUUAAAAUGA
This is a messenger RNA of Paramecium sonneborni, 3291 nucleotides long. Lineage: Eukaryota; Ciliophora; Oligohymenophorea; Peniculida; Parameciidae. The record is from the annotation of a GenBank genome assembly.